AUGGCAGCUAAGGUUCUAUUUCCCACAUUCUAUAACGAGGAGACUAAAAUUUGGACUGGUGAAGAACGAGUUAAACUUUACAAUGACAAUUGUUCAGUGGGACAAAUAAUAUUUAAUAACUUAAAAAAUUGGCCGGACAAUGUAAUUCAGAUUACUCAUAUGGAUGGAACGGUGGCAACCAAUGCCGAUUUUCUUACUUGGGCCACCCGAAUUGCACUCUUUCUGAAGAGCGAAGGAUUAACCCACGAGGAUGUUGUAGGCAUUAUUGCCAAUACAAGCACAUAUUUGGUUCCUUUGGCUGCUGCUUGCUUCUUCAAUACAACGCCAUUCCAUGCUGUCAACUAUACAAGAGAUCCGAAAGUCAUUCACGGACUCUAUAAAACGACCACACCAAAGAUUAUGUUUUGCGAUGGCAAUGACUACGAGCGCAUUAAAGAGAUAACCAAAGAGUGGUCCCCAAAAAUUGUGACUCUUACGGGACAUGUGGAUGGUGUGCUUGGUAUUGAUGAUCUGCUAAAGGCAAAUCCUGCCGAAAGAAUUUAUCAACCACGAAAACUGGCUGUGGGUCCUGAUCAGACAGCGGCUAUACUUUGUUCUUCCGGGACUUCUGGUUUACCUAAAGCCGUGACGUUAUCCAAUAGUCAUGUUGCCGGCACUGCAUGUCUAAGCAUUAGCACCGAUGUAUUGUAUACCAGCGCUACCCUGGAUUGGAUGACGGGAUUUGGCACUGUCAUAAUGAGCCUUUUUAAUGGAAUGACACGCAUUGUUUCCGAUGAAACCUUCAAUGCUGCCCAUUCGAUUGAAUUAAUAAAAAAAUACAAGAUAACCACCAUUGUGAUGGCUCCUUGGCAAGCCUAUGAACUAUUUACCAGUCCCCAGGCCACUACGGAAAACGUGCAAACAUUGAGAAUUGUUUUUAUAAUUGGCGGUUGGAUAUCUUUGGCAUUGCUGCAGAAGGCCCAAAAAAUUCUACCCAGCUGCGCAAUAAUGUUCUCCUAUGGCACAACAGAGACGGGUGUAGUCACCGUUAAUAUUGAUCACAAGUUGGAGAAUUCGGUUGGUAAGCUUGCACCCGGAAUUAAAGUAAAAAUCCUAGAUGAUCAGGGCCAGCAUUUGCCACACAAUGAGGUCGGUGAAAUUCUCAUUGAUAUUGGUGUAAAAUGGGAAGGCUAUGUGGAUAAUCCAAAGGAUACAGCUUCAACCUUACAAAAUGGUUGGAUUAAUUUAGGUGAUUUAGGCUAUUUCGAUGAUGCCAAUAAUUUGUAUCUUGUUGAUCGUAAGAAGGAUCUACUAAAAUACAAAUCCAAGCAUUAUUGGCCCAAUGAGCUGGAGCAAAUCAUUGCCGAAUUGCCUGAAGUGCAGCAGGUUUGUGUCGUGGGAGUACGUGAUGAGAGAGGUGAUGCUGCUGGCGCUUUAGUGAUCACUAAAGAAGGCAUCACAAUUAGCGAGCAAAAGAUUAUCGAUCAUGUGGCCCAACGUGUUGUGGUCGAUUAUAAGCAUCUAAAUGCUGGAGUACAAUUUUUCACCGAAUUCCCCAUGAAUACCAAUGGUAAAGUAAUAAGAAAUCAGGCCAGAGAAGCAUUCGAAGCGCGUCUGAAAUAAAUUUCAUCAUAA
Drosophila willistoni is the source of this 1614-nucleotide messenger RNA. Its product is annotated as 4-coumarate--CoA ligase 1. Gene Ontology annotation, molecular function: long-chain fatty acid-CoA ligase activity. NCBI's taxonomy places the organism in Eukaryota, Metazoa, Arthropoda, Insecta, Diptera, Drosophilidae. The transcript has 4 exons. The record is from RefSeq and is a predicted model, not a curated record. Gene Ontology annotation, biological process: long-chain fatty acid metabolic process; fatty-acyl-CoA biosynthetic process.